Messenger RNA from Prorocentrum cordatum, 235 nucleotides. Lineage: Eukaryota; Dinophyceae; Prorocentrales; Prorocentraceae. The record is from the annotation of a GenBank genome assembly.
GGAUGUCGCCUUAGAUCUGUGUGACGGCGCGUUCCAGCCAGACGUCUGCGCCCAUGCUCCUGGCGUCGCGCUCGGCAUCGUGGACUCGCUGAGUCGGCAAUUCCAGCUAGGUCGUUCCGUCGUCUCGCACCCUCUGCUGGCAGAGGCAGUCGAGGCGCAGCUGGGCGUCCGGUCGAACGAUCGGCGGCGCGCGCUGCGACCCCCGAGCGCGGCCGCGGAGCAGCGGGAGUAUUGA